AUGAGGUAUUCUACAAUAUACAUGUUGUUCUUCUUUUCCAUCUCAACAUUCUCAAUUACUUCAAUAGCUCAUUUCUGUAUUACUCCAAAAUGGAAUGUUUAUGUUAUUAAUACUAUCUCUGGUGAUAUUGUUGCUCAUAUCAAAUCCGGAGACGAUGAUCUUGGGAAUCAUACCAUUCCAUUCAAUGGAAAUUACAAUUGGUCUUUUUGUGAUAAACUUGGUGGGUCCACUCUUUUUUACGGUGACUUCUGGUGGGGUUCAAGGUUUCAAACCUUAACAUUGUUUGAUGAAGAAAUAGAAAUGAACGUUUGCUAUUUAGAGAUGGAGCAUAAUACAAAUUGUUAUUGGUUUGUAAAACCUGAUGGGUUUUAUAUAUCUGCAUAUCCAAAUCCAAGUGGAGAUAAGCUUGAUAUAUUAUAA
Messenger RNA from Lactuca sativa (garden lettuce), 420 nucleotides. NCBI's taxonomy places the organism in Eukaryota, Viridiplantae, Streptophyta, Magnoliopsida, Asterales, Asteraceae. The record is from RefSeq and is a predicted model, not a curated record.